AUGAUCAGCCACCACCUGACUAUUUCUCUAUUAAGCUAUGCGUUACUGGGAAUUUAUACAGACAUCCAAGCUUUGAUGUUCAGUACGUUGCCAGGCCCUCUCGCUAAUAUCUAUAAUGCGACAUUAAUCAAUCAUUAUUCCAUUCAUGCUGAUGCCAAAGGCUUGUCUCUGGUUUCCACAGCAAUGAUAAUAGCUCUCUCAAUAGGUACAGGAGUCUCUCUGUCAAAAGUACUUCCUCUUCUCGAUAAGAGAGGAAGAAAGUUUGUUAAUGUGUACUUGAGGGGUGUACUCGGAUUUCUUGUGGGUGUCUGUCAGCUUUGCACAAUUUUACUGGAAUCAGCAGAGUUCUUUCUGUUUGCACAGUUCUUGACCGGUGUUAUGAUCAUUCUUUCUAAUUGUGGCUCUCAAUUGUAUUUGACUGAAUGUGCUCCAGAUGAACAUAGAGGUUUUGUCUCUACCGUACUAGCUGCUGGAGAUACACUUGCAGCAAUAUUAAUGUAUCUCCUGAGUAACCAGAGUGUUCUGGGAAACCCAGACUUUCUGCUUUAUAUACCUGUCAUCUCAAUAGUUCUAUGUGUGGCUCUGUUUCUUUUCACAUACGAACUUCCUGAUUCCCCUAAAUGGCUAGUCCUAAAAGAGCGAUGGGAUGAAGCAAAAACUUCAAUUCGUCAUUAUCAUGGAGAAAAAGCAAACAUGGACAAAGUGAUGAAUUCCUUGAUCAAGGAAGUAAACCUAUCAGAGAAAAUGACUCUCAAGGAAGUUCUCAGCGAUUUGACUUUGCGAGAGUCGUUGAAAGUUGUUGUGGCUUGUGGUACUUUUGUAGUUACUUCUUCUGCUCUGUUGGAAGGCAUGUACUUGGUAAUGAUAUACUCAUCUCUAGGGUUGCAAGCAGAUGAGGUUUUGAUCAUUGUAUUAGUAAUCCGAUUAUUAUUCUGCCCUUUGCGAUUCACUGGUACCAUCAUUAUUGACAAAUAUGGGAGACGUCCUGUCUUAUUUCUGGCUGGAUUCAUAAGUGUUCUCAAGUUAGUAAUCAUGGCGGGGGCGAUGUCUAUCAUUUACUUCUCAUCUCCUUCUGUACUAACUAUCGCUCUCGGAAUUAUGAACGAAUUUCUCUCUGAGAUGUUUUUCGCAACUGGUAUAAGGGGACUACCGAACCUCCUGAUUGUAGAGUUGUUCCCUCCGUCGUCAAGAGUUUCUGCAAUGCAGUUGGUCUUCAUUGCUCCCAUGAUUUGCUCUGUUCCUUUCAUUUUUUUCCCAACCAUAAACGCUCUGUGUCCACCGGCUUAUUUCUUGUUCAUGUUGAUGAUUCAGCCAGUCAUUCUCUAUUAUCUUUUCGACACUCUGCCUGAGACUAAAGCGCGCAGCACUUAUGACAUUGUACAUUCGUUCGAACAGGAGAUUCGAUCACGGACGAACACGAGCACUUCUGAAAGGAUCACUCUUCUGCCCUCUCGCCGUAAUACUUUGAAUCACGUAGUACAAAAUGGCUAUGAAACUCUAAUCUGA
Molecule: messenger RNA, 1506 nt
Organism: Auanema sp. JU1783
Lineage: Eukaryota; Metazoa; Nematoda; Chromadorea; Rhabditida; Rhabditidae
Source: the annotation of a GenBank genome assembly